This is a messenger RNA of Clupea harengus (Atlantic herring), 560 nucleotides long. RefSeq names its product receptor expression-enhancing protein 3-like (gene reep3b). The record is from RefSeq and is a predicted model, not a curated record. Gene Ontology annotation, cellular component: endoplasmic reticulum tubular network; cytoplasmic microtubule; endoplasmic reticulum membrane. NCBI's taxonomy places the organism in Eukaryota, Metazoa, Chordata, Actinopteri, Clupeiformes, Clupeidae. The transcript has 4 exons. Bases 68 to 412 code for a protein of 114 amino acids. Gene Ontology annotation, molecular function: microtubule binding. Gene Ontology annotation, biological process: endoplasmic reticulum tubular network organization.
GUGUGUGUGUGUGUGUGUGUGUUCACAGGGCCAGGGCGCCAUCACUGAGAAACUGCGGAGCUUCAGCAUGGCCGACCUGUCUCAGAUCUCCCAGGGAGACCAGACCGACUACGUUAACCGACGGGGACUCACCCAGCAAGACGGAGAAGGUUCUCGCUCCAAAGGCCCGCUUACACGCAGCCAAAGCACUCCAGGAGACUAUUACGAAUACGAACAGGACGACCGUACAGAUGAUGAUGAUGGAGAAGAGCCUAUAUUCUCAGAGGACGAGGCAGUGACUCAACGUGGCGUACGCCGUUCCCAAAGCGUCAAGAUCACACGCUCCAAAUUACGCAAGGACGCUCGUUAUGGCUCCCUGCGAAUCAAAACCAAGAAAAGACCUGCACUGAACACCAUCAACUAUGCAACAUAGAAGCAGCCCAGAGCAAGACUACUGAUCUGAAGAGGCAUUGGUGUUCUGGGAUUGUGUGUGUGUGUGCGUGUAUGCGUACAUAAGUAUGCGUGUUUGUAAGUGUGUGUUUAUUUGCACCGUACAUUAGUAUGUGUGUAUGAGAGAGAGA